AUGAGCAAGGUAAAGGACGUCAAAUUUUUCUACCUUUCGCCGAUAGAGCUGAUUGAAGCGGGCCAGAACCUCAUAAAAGUAAGUGUGUAUGCCGGUAUUGUUGGACAGGCUGAGCAGACUGAUCGACUGACUACAGGGAGGCACCAGACAGUGACCCACCUUCCAAGCGUCGCGAUUCCAUGGCACGAACCUGAGCCGAGAUUGCAGUCUACAUAUGAGCCGUGA
This is a messenger RNA of Protopolystoma xenopodis, 225 nucleotides long. Lineage: Eukaryota; Metazoa; Platyhelminthes; Monogenea; Polystomatidea; Polystomatidae. The record is from the annotation of a GenBank genome assembly.